UUCUCAAAAUUGCAAUUCAAAUGCUGUGGAGCACGACCUUCGAUUUGUAGGUCUUCGUUCUGGGCUUCGGCUACAAGGAGCGAUGUGGGACACUGAAGAGAACAUAAUUUAAUAUGGAACCUUGAAUAGGAUUGAUUUGAUGCUGGUUUUAAGGAAAGAAAUCGCAUGUUUUCUGACUUGAGGCGACAGGAAAAUUCCACAAAGUUGAGAGGUAGAACAAAUGUCCAUGUUGAUUCAACCACCCAACUGAAUUUUCAGCAUCAGCAGUCAUAAACUAUUGUCCAGCUCGGAGGACUACGUGGAAAUUUUUGGGUUGUGAUCGUUCGGAAUCCGGGGGUCUCGAAAAAUUCAAAGAAUCGGCCAAAUUCGCAGCUCACAGUCAGCUUUACUCUCAGUUUCUUUACGCAUCUGCAGACACAGAUGGAAGGGAUAACCUAUGUUUCGCAUCUCGUCGGGAACUUCGAUGAAGAACUUCUGUCCCUGUGCGUCGCCAGUAACCUCGAACGAGAGUUUUUCGGCCUGUGAGCUUCAGAUUCUCAGCCAAACAUGAUUUGGCUCAGCUAUACACAAAGGCGUUCUGUGGAUGCGACGACGGUGGAAGUAAUUGAAUUUCCCUACAAUGAUGAUUGCGAAGAAUCCACUGUGAAUCAUUUCUAUUCAAUGUUAGAUAUAUUGGAAAUGUUGUAAUAUUCCAAUGGCGUUUUCGGCGCUUGCACACGGCACACUCAGCUUUUGUGAUCCAGUUGCUGCGGUACCCCAACUUUGUGCCAGAGUUGGGCAGCAUAAAGAAGGCAGCCGCGGAUGCGUAGAGUUCAAAAGCAUAGACAUUUUUCAUCGCACGGUGUAUUUCAAUAGAGAAGAUAGACCGUCAAAGUGGUGGUUGCCAGCUCAAGAAUGGACGAAGGAUAGCAGAAAGGGACAAUGUCAAUGCUCUAGCAAACCAAUCUUGCCAGAUAAAACUAUGCCUUCUAUCUCGCAGCCCUCCUCAGUCGGUGCUCAACGUCCUCUCUUCUCUCCAACGAAGACGUACAUAGAGACCGACCUCACCCCCAAGGAUAAGCUAUGGGUGAUCGCAGCCACCACCCGUAACGACCUUUUUGCAGCUGCUACGCUUCGAGCGCAGAUAUUCUACACGUAUCCCCAAGUAGAAAGUAGUAUACAAGGCACAGAAGCCAUCAAAGCUCGCGUAGCGAAUGACUUCGCCGUAAUCGAUCUGCUCAAAAGGAGAGUAAAAUCAGAGUACGACAGGGAAAGUAAAUAUGAAUCACUAGGCGGGCGUGUGAAGUGUUUGUUAGCAGUGUGCCGCCAAUCGACAAUAGAAACGUUCGGAGGGAGCACUGCGACAUCGUCCCACCUCAAACCUCCAUCAAUAUCUUCGGAGGAAUUAUGUUCCACAGAGCCACUGGUAGCAAUCGGCACACUUGACGUACAAGAUGGCACAGGAACCAAGGCCUCUGCAGAUGUAAACCUUGUUACCUUCCAACUCUAUGCUCUGGCCAAUUCAGCUCAGCAAUCGAAGAAGCAGGUUCACAAGGCCCACAAUACCUCGACACCCUUUUCUCUCCUCCAACCGGACAACACCCUGAACCAGGCUUACAUCUUCAACGUUGGCGUCGUCAAAAACUCCAGAAGAAUGGGGGUCGGAAAGGCUCUGCUGCUGGCCGCUCUCAAGGUGGCCAAACAGAUGGAACUUCAGGUGCUGUUCGUGCAUGUAGAGGCGGACAAUCACGGCGCCAUGGCGUUGUACACCAGCUCAGGAUUCAAAGUCCAGGAAGAAGAAGCAGAACAGCUGGCGCUUCAAUUACGAAGGCCUCGCAGAAUAUUGUUGAGCUUCUGGACCUCAUAAGUCAUCGCGAACCAGAUGUACGUCUUUGACCAGCACAUAGUUUGAACUUCCUACCUUCUGUACUCAAACCACAUUGCAAUCCGAAGCUUCCACCUCCAAGUUUGUCCAAUCCCAAA
Physcomitrium patens is the source of this 1962-nucleotide messenger RNA. RefSeq lists its product as uncharacterized. Lineage: Eukaryota; Viridiplantae; Streptophyta; Bryopsida; Funariales; Funariaceae. Gene Ontology annotation, cellular component: chloroplast. Gene Ontology annotation, molecular function: acyltransferase activity, transferring groups other than amino-acyl groups. The record is from RefSeq and is a predicted model, not a curated record.